CUCCUCGACUUGAUCAGCUAAACCUUGCUGGCAGCAUGAGAGCAGUAUUAUGACUACGGCUUUUUUGAGAAAUACUGCAACCUGGAAUAUCAUGCCUAGCAUUUAAAGUUCUGGAGAGCUUUGACGGAAUUAGCAAGCGCAAUGGGAAAUACUGUGAAAACACCGAGAGCCUCCGAAGAAGCAAAUGCGCCGAGCCAAACGGGCCAGGAAAGUGAUUUCCUUGCUGUCCUCUACGACUACCCUUCAGCAGACAUAAGCCAACCUAUAUUUCACGUAGGGGAAAAACUACGUGUGCUAUCAGAUGAAGGAGGCUGGUGGAGAGUCCAUUCCCUUACAACAGGUCGAGAAAAUUAUAUUCCAGGAAAAUAUGUAGCAAAAGUUUACCAUGGCUGGUUAUUUGAAGGGCUGGGAAGAGAAAAAGCAGAGGAACUUCUACAGCUACCCAACACUAAGGUUGGCUCCUUCAUGAUCAGAGAGAGCGAAACUAGGAAAGGGUUAUAUUCCUUGUCCGUGCGGCACCGGCAAGUGAAACAUUACAGGAUCUUCCGCCUUCCAAAUAACUGGUAUUACAUCUCUCCACGGCAAACUUUUCAGUGCCUUGAAGAUCUUGUGAAUCACUACUCAGAAGUCGCUGACGGUCUUUGCUGCGUCCUUACAACACCUUGUCUUACCCAGUGCACUAACAACAACAGCGUGACAAAUCAAGUUCCUCCUGUGGUGAUGCGGAAUAAAAACUUCAACUGGAGAAAUAUUCACAGGCUGGAGGUGACUGAAGAUGCUGAAAGCACCCUGGCAGCAAUGGAUGAUUCUUGCCUCAGUUAUGGCCUGAGGGAAAGUAUAGCUUCCUACCUCUCCUUAACAGGGGAUGACAAUACUUCUUUUGCAAGUGCCAGAAAGAAGAAAGCCCAAUCUCUUAUAUACACAGGGAGCAAACGUAAGAGUGCCCUUCACUUGCCACCUACAUACUAUGAAGACUAA
This is a messenger RNA of Leptosomus discolor (cuckoo roller), 978 nucleotides long. RefSeq names its product Src like adaptor (gene SLA). Lineage: Eukaryota; Metazoa; Chordata; Aves; Leptosomiformes; Leptosomidae. Gene Ontology annotation, molecular function: protein binding. The record is from RefSeq and is a predicted model, not a curated record.